AGGCGAAGUAGAAAAGAGCAUAGACUUCUUCAGUGAGAACGAAACGAGAGGGGGCGUCAGUGCGAACAAAGUCAUUUUAGGGAGAGGAAUGAGAUGACAUUCGGAAAUUGAACGGAAGUAAAACACUCUGGGUUUGUAUCUUCGUGGUUUUCCGACGUAGACGAUACACCCAAACUUCAAUUACAGCCUCAAAUCAAGUCGUGGAUGUGGGGUGCAUAUUUCACCCUGGGAUUUAGCUACACGAGAAACGUUCCUGCCGUCAACAUUUCUCUCCUCUCUUUAUUUUGUGUCAGGUGGCUGAACUGUGGAAGCUACACAGGACAAUAUCGAUUCCACAGGAUUUGAAACAUUUGUUCUAUACUUUAUACAAAAGUACGAAGAUGUCUGGACAAAGCAUUACGGAUAGGAUAACUGCAGCUCAACACAGUGUAACCGGCUCCGCGGUGUCCAAAACUGUGUGCAAGGCGACCACACAUGAAAUUAUGGGACCAAAAAAGAAACAUUUAGAUUACUUGAUCCACUGCACCAAUGAGAUGAACGUGAACAUCCCCCAGCUGGCAGACACCUUGUUUGAAAGGACUGCCAGCACCAGCUGGGUGGUGGUCUUCAAGUCUCUCACCGCCACACAUCACCUCAUGGUCUACGGCAACGAGAGAUUUAUACAGUACCUGGCUUCAAGGAAUACGCUUUUUAACCUCAGUAACUUUUUGGACAAAAGUGGCCUACAAGGCUAUGACAUGUCGACGUUCAUAAGGAGGUAUAGUCGCUACCUGAACGAGAAGGCUGUAUCGUAUCGACAGGUCGCUUUUCACUUCACCAAAGUAAAACGAGGGGCGGAUGGCGUUAUGAGAACCAUGAACACAGAGAAGUUACUGAAGACCCUACCCAUUAUCCAAAACCAGAUGGAUGCACUACUUGAUUUCAAUGUCAAUGCCAAUGAGCUCACCAACGGAGUGAUAAACGCGGCCUUCAUGCUUCUGUUCAAAGAUGCCAUUCGACUGUUUGCGGCCUACAACGAAGGCAUUAUAAACCUGUUGGAAAAGUACUUUGACAUGAAGAAAACUCAAUGCAAAGAGGGCCUUGACAUCUACAAGAAAUUCCUCACUAGAAUGACAAGAAUCUCUGAAUUCCUUAAAGUAGCGGCGCAAGUAGGGAUAGAUCGAGGGGACAUCCCAGACCUCUCCCAGGCCCCCAGUAGCCUCUUGGAUGCCUUAGAGCAGCAUUUGGCUUCUUUAGAAGGGAAGAAGGUGAAAGAUUCCACAGCAGCCAGCAGGGCUAGCACUCUCUCCAAUGCUGUCUCUUCUCUGGCCAACACGGGCAUAUCUUUCACCAAAGUGGAUGAGAGGGAAAAGCAGGCAGCUCUGGAGGAAGAGCAGGCUCGCCUUAAAGCGCUGAAGGAGCAGCGUCAGAAGGAACUCCAGAACGGUCAUUCUUCCUAUGCCACCACGGCUGCCUCCCCUGUGUCCACUGACGGGCGGACCAUCAACACAGCACCGGCCAUCGACCUUUUCUCCACACCCAGCUCCACAAACGGCACUUCCAAGGCGGCGAGUGACCUUCUGGACUUGCAGCCUGCAUUUCAGCAGCAGGCACUGCUACUCUCCACUGGCCUACCAACAGCCAACACAUGGGGAGAUCAUUACAAUCCCUUUAUUGUUUCGAGCUCUUCCAUUGCAUCUGAUCAUGAGCACCCAGUGCGGAGAGAGCAGUUUAUCUCAGACUCUUUCUGUGGGCCAGCAUCAUACCCUACCACUCCUCUCUUCCAGUCUGAGCCCUCUGCUGUAGCUGGUCUAUUUGGAGGAUUCUCAGUGUCUUCCACCACGCAGCCCCAGACCGCCAGAGGCCUUAACGUCAACUUUGACUCUGUGUUUGGCAAUAACUCCGCCUCCGCCAACAAUGUUGACUCUGUGUUUGGCAAUAACUCCGCCUCCGCCAACAAUGUUGACUCUGUGUUUGGCAAUAACUCCGCCUCCGCCAACAAUGUUGACUCUGUGUUUGGCAAUAACUCCGCCUCCGCCAACAAUGUUGACUCUGUGUUUGGCAAUAACUCCGCCUCCGCCAACAAUGUUGACUCUGUGUUUGGCAAUAACUCCGCCUCCGCCAACAAUGUUGACUCUGCUGUGGCCUCCAUGCCCAGCCAGGGGCUAAUCCCAAACGGGCAGCAGCUUGGGAAACUGGUGUCGGAUGACCUGGACUCGUCCUUGGCCAACCUUGUGGGCAAUUUGGGGAUUGGCAAUGGUGUGGCAAAAAAUGAUAUUCAUUGGAGUCAGCCUGGUGAGAAGAAGUUGACAGGUGGAUACAAUUGGCAACCAAAGAGUGCUCCCUCUACCACAUGGAACCCUGCCACCAUGAACGGCAUGCAUUUCCCACAAUACGCACCAUCUGUCAUGGCCUUCCCUGCAACGACGCCGACGGGAAUGAUGGCAUAUGGAAUGCCUCCCCAGAUGGGUUCCAUGGCCAUGAUAAACCAACCCACCAUGAUGUACAGCCAACCAGUUGUGAGGCCGGCCAACCCCUUUGGCCCGGCCCCAGGAGCACAGUCCUCGGCAGCUUCUAGUCCCUCCAGUCAGAGUCCUCUCAGAGCGCCAGGAAAGGACCCCUUUGCACAGCUCUCUCUCAAGGAUUUCUUGUAGAACAUCUUUAGAUGCAGUUCAUGUAACCUGAAAGGUAGGCUUUUGUCCUCUGAAGGCAAACCAAGAAGCAGCUAAACUUUCACUUUCAAGUAAAAUUCUGUUUUUACUCAUCGUUGAGAAUAUCAGCCCAAAUAAGAAAGGACUUGAAGGAAUCAAGGGGAGGAAGCCAUGUCCAAGACGUGUCAAGUAUACGUAGGACAAGGAUCCCAUUUUGUCAUUUGUCUUAUGAGAAAAAGUGUGACCCCUCUACAGGGAUCACUCAUCCCAUUUGUCUUCUGUAAAAGAUAAACAUGGGUGUGGAAAGGGAGAUAAUUUGACUGCUGUUAUGUAUAAAAAUACUGGGUUAUCACACACAGCUUGAUGUUCUUGGGGUGAGGACAUGGGUUCAAGUGGGACGAGUGGAAGAAUUGCUUGAUCUGAUCAUCAAUCGUGCAUUAUCUAAUUUAACCAUCACUGAUUAGUAACGCUAACCUGUUUUUAUACCAUGAUUUCAAUAUUUUUUUCUUUCAAAAAAGUUUUAUUACAUUUGCAGUAGACAUUCCUUGUGUAUUGUUAGUAUUUAUUUAUAAUUACCCAUGGAGGAAAUGGGGUGGGUGGGGGGGAUAAUAAUAAUGUCAUUGAAAUCUUCCUUGUGGAAGAUAUUCAGGUUUAUACAUGGUUAUGAUUGAUUGUAUGAUUGGAGUUUUAGAGUGACAGAGUAAAAAAUAGUUAAUAUAAAGAUGAAAGAAUGUAACUGACUGUCAACAGACAGUUUAGCUCUAAUCACUGAACUGGCAUAAUGUCAAGCACAGUUCUUUGUGGCUCAAAGUUACGACCCUCCAUGUGUAAGGGGUGAUAUGGACGUCAAACAAGGGUAUUCAUUCAAUACAGUCAAUUCUGUGAGCUAGGGUCUUUUUUUCUUUUUUUUGCAAGGGAACAUUUUCAUGCACUAGCAAAGCACUACAUUUGUGAUUCGGCGGCAUUGCAUUGAGAUGGAUCCGCACUUAUGCUUUAUGCUUGGCAUGUCGUUUAUUUUACAAGGCUGCCUUUCCAACCUGAAUGUGCAGUGUGUCCUUCAGGCUCGGGGCCAUCUUUACAUAGACCAGCACUGGGAUUGGGGGAAAGAGGGAGGUGAUCUUCACAGGAGGCAGGGAGAAAAGCUGUGAUUGUGUCACUGGAAGUUCAGCUCUGUGUAAGUGGCAGACCUGGGUUUAACUACUAUUGGACAUCUUUUAAAUACUUUGUUUGCUUUAGCCUGUCUAGAGUGCCAGAUAUGAUGUGUUAGCAGUUUUGGGGACGAUUCAAUUGGUCCAUUAAGCCAGACGAGCUCAAUCAAGCACAGAAAGUGUGAAAUUAGUAUUUGAUCCCAUAUUUGGUAAGUGGGCAGAAGGGUCCAGUUAAGCAGGGAGAAAUGGAACACUGUUGAUCGGUGCUUUGUGUGUGUGUAUAUAGAAGAGAGCCUAUCCCAUGAUGGAAAGGAUAUGUGCAGGAUGGUCAGAACCUGAAGGUUAUUCUAUUCAUCAAAUAUUUACUGCAUUGUCCCUGCAGAGUAUAUUUUUGUUUAUAUUAAAUAUAAAUAAAUUGAUGUAUGCAGACUUUUGGUUGAUUUUCCAAUAAAGUGCAUUUUCCAGUGGGUUUUAUUU
This is a messenger RNA of Oncorhynchus gorbuscha (pink salmon), 4255 nucleotides long. RefSeq names its product phosphatidylinositol-binding clathrin assembly protein-like. The coding region runs from base 381 to 2633 and encodes 750 amino acids. The transcript is spliced from 23 exons. NCBI's taxonomy places the organism in Eukaryota, Metazoa, Chordata, Actinopteri, Salmoniformes, Salmonidae. Gene Ontology annotation, cellular component: synaptic vesicle; clathrin-coated pit; clathrin-coated vesicle. Gene Ontology annotation, molecular function: phosphatidylinositol-4,5-bisphosphate binding; clathrin heavy chain binding; SNARE binding. Gene Ontology annotation, biological process: clathrin coat assembly; synaptic vesicle budding from presynaptic endocytic zone membrane; clathrin-dependent endocytosis. The record is from RefSeq and is a predicted model, not a curated record.